GGCCUAGUGCGUCAGAGGCGCGCGCGGAGAGGCUGCGGAGCGGGAGCAAUAGCAGGAGGCGCGCGCCUGGCCCCGCGGAGGAGACCCUCGUCGCCGUCGCUCCCACUUGAGCCUCCGGAGGCUGGGCCGCGAGGGGAGGAAGGAUCCUAUCUCUCCCCCUCGCAGGCAGGCUUUGCCCAGGAUGAGCCAGUUCAACUUCGGGGCCUCGGGGGCCGGAGGGGCUCCUGCUGCUGCUGCUGGCGGCGGAGGAGGCUUCAGCUUCGGGACCCCCAAGACGGCGCCCGCCGCCCCGCCGCCCGCCUCCUCUUCCUCGACGGCGGCCGGGGGCUUCUCCUUCUCCUCCUCAGCCGCCGCUGCCGCCGGAGGAGGAGGAGCAGGAGGAGGGGGCUUCAGCUUCGGGACGCCGGCCCCCCAGCCCCAGCCCCCUCCGGCGGGGUCCGGGCUCUUCUCCUUCGCCCCCGCAGGAGCCCCCUCCUCUUCCUCCUCAGCGCAGCCGGCCUCUGGGUUCAGCUUCGGGACUACACCCUCCUCCGCCGCCUCCACUGUGGCCGGGAGCGCCUUCGCCUUGGGGGGCAACGUACCCAAGCUGAGCCUGGGCACCGCGCAGCCGGCCGCCAUGACGGGGGGCUUCGGCCUCGUCGGCGGAGGGGCUCCAGCCACCUCCUCUGCCAGCCAGCCGGCCGCACCCUCGGGCUUCGUCUUCGGCUCCUCAUCCUCCUCGGCCGCCGGACAGCCACCCGCCACCGGAGGAGGGUUCAGCUUUGGAAGUGGGGCGGUGGCCCAGAGCGGGGGCCCCGGCUUCAGCCUCGGCUCAGUGGCAAAUGCAGCGCAGCAGGCGCCCUCCUCCGGCUUGACGUUUGGAGUUGCUCCGGCCGGGAGCGCCGCUGCCACCAAUGCCGCCGCCACAGAAGCCACAUCCCAGGCGCCCACAGUCUUCAGCCUCGGGGCCCAGUCCGCAGCCACAGGCUUCGGGCUGCUGACUUCCUCCGCUGCCACCCCUGCCACCCCUGCCUCCACAGGAUCGCUGACCCAGGCACCGGCCUUGUCCUUUGGAGCUAAGCUCACGGCAGGCGCCCCUGCAUCCUCUGCAGCACCCGCCACAACGACAGCAAACUCCCUCCUUGGCCUGUCUGGUCCCACUCUGUUUGCCUCCAUCGCAACCUCCUCAGCGCCAGCUGCAUCUGCUCCAACUGGCCUCUCACUUGGUGCCGCCUCCACUGGGACAGCGGCCCCCGUUGGGGGCUUAGGGUUUGGCUCAAAGGGACCUGGAACAACAGCAGCAGCUGCCCCCACUAUAACCAGUGCCACCUCUGUACCAAGUACAGGAUUCAUCUUGAACCUGAAGCCGAUGGCCACAACAACCACUGUGGCCUCCACAUCCACCGUGACCACCACCACAGUCGUGGCUCCCCAAGUGAUGACCUAUGCCCAGCUGGAGAGCCUGAUUAACAAGUGGAGCCUUGAACUGGAGGACCAAGAGAAGCACUUCCUGCAACAGGCCACCCAAGUCAACGCCUGGGACAGGACACUGAUUGAGAACGGGGAGAAGAUCACCUCCUUGCACAGAGAAGUGGAGAAAGUGAAGCUGGAUCAGAAGAGACUGGACCAAGAACUGGAUUUCAUUCUGUCCCAGCAAAAGGAACUGGAGGACUUGCUGGUCCCACUGGAAGAAUCAGUGAAGGAACAAAGUGGGACCAUCUACUUGCAGCAUGCAGAUGAGGAGAGGGAGAAGACGUACAAGCUGGCUGAGAACAUUGAUGCCCAGCUGAAGCGCAUGGCACAGGACCUGAAGGACAUCAUUGAGCACCUGAAUACCUCAGGGGGGCCAGCAGACACAAGUGACCCACUCCAACAGAUAUGCAAAAUUCUAAAUGCACACAUGGACUCUCUCCAGUGGAUUGAUCAGAAUUCAGCGCUGCUGCAGAGGAAGGUUGAGGAAGUGAGCAAGGUGUGUGAGAGCCGCCGCAAAGAGCAGGAGCGCAGCUUCCGGAUCACCUUCGACUGACCAUUGACUGCGAUCUCCUGCCUGCCCCUGUGCACCCCCCCCCCCCUGGCGCACACUGAUGGACCUGAU
Messenger RNA from Sceloporus undulatus (fence lizard), 2074 nucleotides. RefSeq names its product nucleoporin 62 C-terminal like (gene NUP62CL). The transcript is spliced from 12 exons. Gene Ontology annotation, molecular function: structural constituent of nuclear pore; phospholipid binding. Gene Ontology annotation, biological process: RNA export from nucleus; protein import into nucleus. The record is from RefSeq and is a predicted model, not a curated record. NCBI's taxonomy places the organism in Eukaryota, Metazoa, Chordata, Lepidosauria, Squamata, Phrynosomatidae. Gene Ontology annotation, cellular component: nuclear pore; nuclear pore central transport channel. The coding region runs from base 182 to 2005 and encodes 607 amino acids.